UGUGCACCCAUUAUAUUUACAUUGUGCAGUAUCCCCUCCUAUCACGUCUAUUCUAUUCUAAUUCCUGAAACGGAGAAACCGUCGAAUGUCAUUCAACGCCACUUUUGGAUUGGAAAGCAAGACGAAAAUUGCAUAAUAAGAUAAAUAACGAGAAGAAAAUGGAUUACGUGUGCGAAAUUAUCGAAAAUACGAGUGCGGUUAAUGGUCCAUCGGAUGAUAAGAGCACAAACGAAAUUGCCGGAACUCAUUGUCAUCGUGAAGAUGAUGUUGGCGCAAUUGUCACAAAAAUAGUCGAAUUGGCGUACGAUACUCACACCCCCUUCAAGACUGACCCAGUGAACAAUGGCCAGGAAAGUGAUGGAAAAAUCAACAUCGACGCAACAAACGAAUCCGACGAAAGUUUUGUCGUUGAUUGCAUCGAAAUUUGUACAAAUGAAUCGGCGGCAUCGACAGCAGCUAUUUCUUACGAGCCUUCUGGUGCAGUGGAAGGUACAGAAGGAUAUGAGGCAGAUUCGAGUGGGCAGAAGCCUAACGUGGCGACGCCAAAAAUCAUUUCUGGUGAGCCUUUCGACAUGAUGCAAGUGAAUGACAAACGCGAAGAAGAUACAAAUGUGCAGAAGCCGAUCGUUGAUAAAACGUUGACUAAAUCUACCAGUGCGGUAGGUGAAUCAUUGAAACUGGACGAGUUUUACAGCCAUAACGAGUUACAUCGCAGAGGAUAUCUCAUGAAAAUCAUCGGCAAUGUCAAAUGUGUGAGGAAUUUGUCGUUGUCGUCCGACACAGUGCAUACAAGCAAAGUUCAAUGCCAUGGAUUUCCACCCGAUCUUACCGAGAGUAAACUAAUUCCGAUGCUGGAAAGAUAUGGCCGAAUACUCGAAUUGAGAUUCGUUGAUCGUGCCACUACCUUGAUAAACGUGACGUUUAUGACCGACCAAGAAGCAAACAAUGCCAUCAAACAGCUCAAUGGACGAAUCGUUCGAGGACAGCCGGUCAAAGUGGAAACGUUCGUCGAGAAGAACGAACUGUAUGUCAGACAGAUUCCAGUUGAGGCGUCUAAGCAGCAACUGCUCAAUCACUUCAACAAACUGACGCAAGGUCUCGUCAGCUUAUUCUUGCUGUACGCCCCCGACCACCCAACCUUUAAUCGUGGAUACUGCUACCUUACUUACAUAGAUUACGAAUGCGCACUGGUUGCGAAAAAUGUGAUUUUAAAUUCGUACUAUAGCGGCCGCAGGAUGUAUUGCGAUUGGUCUGAUCGACAAACGCGUGUGGACAUGAUUACGAACCAUCGAACGUUCGUGACGCCGCCGCCGUACAAGCUGUACAUGGACAAUUUGCGUCCGGGCUUGACCACAUCGGACCUGCGGAAAUUGUUCUCCGUCUUCGGUGACGUGGUCGAGGUGGACAAAAACGGGAACUGGGCAUCGGUGAAGUUCCGACAUCCUUCGGAGACAAAGCGAGCCAUCGUUAGAGUUGAUCGGAAGUGUCUCGGAAAUGAAAGCGUUCGGAUUUCGCUAAGCGAAUUGACGGAGUAGAUGAGUGUCGCUGCUCGCUUCUCUCUUUUGUUUUCAUUCAGAAAUUUGUGUUGGAAUUUUCUUUUUCAAAUAAAAUUGGAAUAUGGGGAA
Molecule: messenger RNA, 1625 nt
Organism: Bradysia coprophila
Lineage: Eukaryota; Metazoa; Arthropoda; Insecta; Diptera; Sciaridae
Product: putative RNA-binding protein 46
Molecular function (GO): RNA binding
Source: RefSeq, a predicted model, not a curated record